AUGGUACGUAAACAUGUAUUUGUUAAGCGUGAAGUGAUCUCAAUCCACGUUGGUCAGGCUGGUGUGCAAAUCGGUAAUGCCUGCUGGGAACUAUACUGCCUAGAACACGCCAUACAGCCUGAUGGAACGAUGAUCGAUUAUAACGAUGGUGAACAGGACGCUUACAACACGUUUUUUGCUGAGACAAGGCAAGGCAAACACGUGCCAAGAUGUCUUUUUGUCGACCUCGAACCCACAGUUGUCGAUGAGGUUCGAACUGGCACUUAUCGAACACUCUUCCAUCCGGAACAAUUGUUGUCUGGAAAAGAAGACGCAGCGAAUUGCUAUGCUAGAGGAAGAUACACUGUUGGCAGAGAGAUGAUCGAUGUCGUAAUGGAUCGAUUGCGUCGUCUUGCCGAAAGCUGCAAAGGAUUACAA
Messenger RNA from Ostertagia ostertagi, 417 nucleotides. The record is from the annotation of a GenBank genome assembly. Lineage: Eukaryota; Metazoa; Nematoda; Chromadorea; Rhabditida; Trichostrongylidae.